ACGAAAUGUGGAAUGACGAAGUGCUUUUCCAUGUAAAAUCUGGAGUAAGGGCUUCAUUAGCCACUAUGGCAAGCCAACAGAAAAAUGCAGGAAACUUCUUAAAGGUGGAGGGCAACAUGGAGCAUGUGGACAGUAUUCAGAAGUCACUGGAGAAACUUCAGAGCCUUUCUUUGGAGGGCACAACAGAGGUGCUUCGGUCCAGGAUAAAUGAACAGUCAAGUCUGAUUUGCAUACUGAAAGAGAGAGCAGAUGAGCAGCAUGUUCGAUGUCAAGCCCUUCAGAAAAUUAACAUGGAGUUGGAGAGCCAAGUAACAGACAGCCAGAAACAACUGGAUGGUGAAAGAAAGAAAGCUGAGCUCUUAGAGAAAAGAUUUAUGGAUUUAGCUGCCAAUAAUCAAGCAAUUAUUGCUUUCAUGGAUGAGUACAAAGCUCAGAAUGACCAAUUAAAGCUAAAAAACAAAGAGCUUCUGUCAGAAAAUGAAACACUUUUUUCCAAAAAAUUACAAGAUAAAGAAAUGCAUGCUCAAAAACUGCUGCAAGAAAGCAAACAGCUGACAGAGAUAUACACGAAUAAGGAAAAUGAAUAUCGGGAGAAAUUAGCUGAAUGCCAGUCAAAACUUCUAGAACAAGCAACUGAACAUCAAGCCAAAGAGACAUCACUUCUUGAUCAAUUGAACAAUUUGCAGAAACAGCAGAGAAAUGCUGUACAGAUGCACAAAGACCUUCAACUGAAACUCCAAAAGGCUGAAGAAGAGUACGCUUUGAAGGAAACCAACAUGACACAAAGCAUAACAAGGCUCACCAAAGAGAAGGAGAAAUUAUUGUAUCUGUCUAUGGAAAGAGGGAAAGUCAUACAGGAGAAACAAGAAGAAAUAUGGCGCCUGGAGACAAAAUGGAAAGAAGAGAAAAAGGCCCGGGUCGAAGCAGAGGACAGGUUUGAACAAGAAGCAGAAGCUGUUAGUACGGAUAUCAAAGUCAAGUCUCUCCAGUCUGCUCUCGAUGAAUCCAUAAUAAAAUACAGGAAUUUCAAAAAGGAGUUUGAAGCCUUCAAAGAGCACAGCACCAAUCUCCUUACGCAAGAAAGAGAGUUAAAUAAGAAACUUCGUCACAUGAUGGGCUAAACGUUAGCAUUGUUUUCUUACCGAGGUAAAAUAAUUUUCACCCGGUAUGUUUUCUCACUGACAUUCCUAACAAUAAAAAAGGACAACAAAAGUA
Molecule: messenger RNA, 1215 nt
Organism: Scatophagus argus
Lineage: Eukaryota; Metazoa; Chordata; Actinopteri; Scatophagidae
Product: coiled-coil domain-containing protein 89
Exons: 7
Coding region: 6-1121 (371 amino acids)
Source: RefSeq, a predicted model, not a curated record